Sinocyclocheilus grahami is the source of this 1777-nucleotide messenger RNA. RefSeq names its product alpha-L-fucosidase 2 (gene fuca2). Gene Ontology annotation, cellular component: lysosome. The transcript is spliced from 7 exons. Gene Ontology annotation, biological process: fucose metabolic process; glycoside catabolic process. Gene Ontology annotation, molecular function: alpha-L-fucosidase activity. Lineage: Eukaryota; Metazoa; Chordata; Actinopteri; Cypriniformes; Cyprinidae. Bases 1 to 1215 code for a protein of 404 amino acids. The record is from RefSeq and is a predicted model, not a curated record.
AUGUCAGAAUGCAAUGCAAAAUAUCCAAAUGGUCCUACAAAGUGGUAUUGGCAGGGCCAGAAACUCCCGUCUUAUGUGAAGUUUAUGGAGCAGAAUUACCCACCCGGCUUCACCUACGCAAAAUUUGCUCCUCAGUUCCGUGCUGAAUUCUUUGAUCCUAAAGAUUGGGUUGACAUUUUUGCCUCGUCUGGAGCCAAAUAUAUUGUCCUCACAACCAAACAUCAUGAAGGGUUUACAUUAUGGGGCUCGAAGUACUCGUGGAUGUGGAACGCAGUGGAUGUCGGGCCGAAGCGGGAUCUGGUGGAUGAGAUCGCCACCGCUCUGCGGGCACACAGUGAUUUGCGUCUGGGUCUCUACCACUCUUUAUUUGAGUGGUUUAACCCUCUGUACAAAGCUGAUGCUGACAAGUCCUUCAAUACCAGUGUGUUUCCUACCACAAAGACCCUGCCCGAACUGUUCGAGAUCGUCAACAAGUACAAACCUGAGGUGCUGUGGUCUGAUGGUGACGGAGAUGCGCCCGACUCUUACUGGAACAGCACAGGGUUCCUCGCCUGGCUUUAUAACGAGAGCCCUGUGCGUGACACUGUUGUGACCAAUGACCGCUGGGGAUGUGGAACUAUAUGUAAGCAUGGCGGAUAUUACACCUGCUCAGAUCGCUACAACCCCGGACACCUGCUGAAACACAAGUGGGAGAACUGCAUGACCAUUGACAAGAAGUCAUGGGGGUACAGGAGAGACACCAACUUCAGCGACUUCCUCACCAUUGAGCAGCUGAUAGCAUCUCUUGUUGAGACCGUGUCCUGCGGGGGGAAUUUGCUGUUGAACGUGGGUCCCACACACGACGGCCGCAUCGUGCCCAUCUUUGAGGAGCGUCUGCGACAGAUGGGCAAGUGGCUCAAGGUCAACGGAGAGGCCAUUUACAACAGCAGCGCAUGGAGAGUUCAGAACGACACUGUCACUCCUGGAGUUUGGUAUACAUGGAAUCAGAAGAAUACAAUCUAUGCUAUUUUCCUUUCAUGGCCCGCUGAUGGUUAUAUUGUUCUGAGCGACCCAGUUGUAUCAUUGUCUAAGACGCAGGUGGUGAUGCUUGGAUAUCAGUCCCUCUCGUGGGAGUCCAUGAAACCCACUGGUCUAAAGGUUCGUCUGCCCCAGCUGGCCCCCAGUCAGAUGCCCUGCUCCUGGGCUUGGACCCUGCGACUGACUGGUGCGGUGUAGCCAGAGGAUGGCGCCACAUUUAGCACAUGACUGAAGGGACUAUUGGUUUUUUAUCCACACAUUUUACAUUUAAAUAACCCCUGUGAUUACAUGUCCGUCUGGUGUUUGUCAUAUGCUUAAAGACAAACCAUUUGCAAAUUCAGCAGUCAACAACAUUGCUGAGCAUUUUCUCCUUAAAACUUUGGUGUACCAAGACCGUCUCAAAAACCCAGUUUGAAGCCACCCCUGUUUUCUAAGUCACAAACAUGUAACCAAUCCCGUCAGCCUGUGGGGUGGGGCUUUUCAUAUUAUUAUCGCCACUGGUCAUAGGUUUCUAUUUACAGUGUGUUUUUGCAGCGUUGAGCAGUGUAGCCAUAGACAUAUCUGUUGAUUUCAUGAUUGCAAUAGCCAAUCAGAGUUAAUUAAGUUAGACAGAAUCCACUCACCAUUCAAAACACUGGAGUUUUGUUCAGUACUGAGUUCUGCAUGCUCUGAAUCUGCUCAAUAUUACAAAAUAGUAGACGCGAUGUAAUUAAAGCGAUAGUUCACCUAAAAAUUACUCACCCUCAUGUCGUUCCAAACC